Impatiens glandulifera is the source of this 1399-nucleotide messenger RNA. RefSeq names its product ribosomal RNA small subunit methyltransferase. Lineage: Eukaryota; Viridiplantae; Streptophyta; Magnoliopsida; Ericales; Balsaminaceae. Bases 171 to 1241 code for a protein of 356 amino acids. Gene Ontology annotation, biological process: rRNA methylation. Gene Ontology annotation, molecular function: rRNA (adenine-N6,N6-)-dimethyltransferase activity. The record is from RefSeq and is a predicted model, not a curated record. Gene Ontology annotation, cellular component: mitochondrial matrix. The transcript is spliced from 2 exons.
UUGACCUAAUUCGUUGCGGCUCAUCGAUCAAGCAGAGAGAGAAGACAGCGCCGCCGUUGUCUGCAUUAAACGACGACCACCACCUCUGACCUAAUUCCUGUUCUGUCCGGAUACACCCUAGCGAGAGGCAAUUCUCGGCAUUUGUUUGGUCUUGUAAUCAGAGCGACGUCAUGGCAGGGGGGAAGAUGAAAAAAGACAAGGUUCGAAGCGGCGCUGGUGCUGGAAAUCAGCACUACCAGGGUGGAUUACAAUUCCACAAAUCCAAAGGUCAGCAUAUUCUGAAGAAUCCUCUCAUUGUCGAAAACAUAAUCCAGAAGGCCGGAAUCAAGACCACCGACGUCAUUCUCGAAAUAGGCCCAGGAACUGGAAAUCUUACCAAGAAGCUUCUGGAAUCUGGAAAAUCCGUGAUAGCAGUCGAACUCGACUCUCGGAUGGUGCUCGAGCUUCAGCGCCGUUUCCAAGGCACCCCUUUAGCCACUAAUCUCAAGGUUAUCCAAGGAGAUGUACUAAAAGUUGACCUUCCUUACUUUGACAUCUGUGUGGCCAACAUUCCUUAUCAAAUAUCUUCUCCCCUGACUUUCAAAUUGCUAAGUCAUAAGCAUUCCUUCAGAUGUGCAGUCAUUAUGUACCAGAAGGAGUUUGCAAUGAGACUCAUUGCACAGCCUGGAGACACACUCUACUGUCGGCUUUCUGUCAACACCCAACUCUUGUCUCGCGUUUCCCAUUUGUUGAAAGUGGGAAGGAACAACUUCCGCCCUCCACCCAAGGUUGAUUCUUCUGUGGUUAGAAUUGAGCCCAGGAAACAAAUAGCAGUAAGUUUCAAGGAAUGGGACGGCCUAGUUCGAAUUUGCUUCACGAGAAAGAACAAAACUUUGGGUUCGAUAUUCAGGCAGAAAUCUGUGCUUUCUGUAAUGGAGAAGAAUUACAAGACAUUCCAAGCGAUACAACAGUCCCAAAAUCAGAUGAAUGAAGAGAAUGAGACUUCGGGAAGUGGUAUGAAUGAAGAUAAUGAGAUGAUGGGAAUGGAGAUUGAUGAUGAUGAUGCUGAGGAGGAUGUUGAAGACAUGGAAGAAGAAGAAGAAGAUGGUGGUGACAGAAAAGAAGGGUCGGAGUUUAAGGAAAAAAUAUUGGGUAUAUUGAAGGAAGGAAACUUUGAAGAAAAGAGGUCUUCUAAACUUGCACAAGCUGAUUUCAUGCACUUAUUGUCUCUUUUCAAUAAGGCAGGAAUAAGGUUCUCUUGAUCCCAACUAGUGGAAGUUAUCUCUUUUGUUUGUUUGCUACCAACCCCUACUUAUUCAUUUUUGUUUAGCUGCUUCUUGUUAUACAUUGAGAAUGUAAAACUUUUGCUCUUUUUAUUUAUUUAUUUAUUUAUCAUUAGUAUUACUAUAUAAUUUUAACC